This is a messenger RNA of Cyphomyrmex costatus, 4701 nucleotides long. It is a transcript of the gene Camta, whose product is annotated as Calmodulin-binding transcription activator. Lineage: Eukaryota; Metazoa; Arthropoda; Insecta; Hymenoptera; Formicidae. The coding region runs from base 1 to 3819 and encodes 1272 amino acids. The transcript is spliced from 14 exons. Gene Ontology annotation, cellular component: nucleus. The record is from RefSeq and is a predicted model, not a curated record. Gene Ontology annotation, molecular function: transcription coregulator activity; protein binding; double-stranded DNA binding. Gene Ontology annotation, biological process: regulation of transcription by RNA polymerase II.
AUGAGGCAGGUAGUCGUGUUGGAGCCAGCGGGCAGCGUUCUGGUCAUCAGACAGACCUCCCUGGGUGGCAGCGGCAAUGUCAACUCCAGCCCAACGGGUACCAAUGACACUCACGCCUUGGUCAAUCACGCCGCCGUUUCUACGAUCGCCUCCAAUGAUCACAAUCAAAACAGGAUAGUCGUGGUGCGCUCGUCUACCUCGUCCACCUGCAUGACCAGUUCGGCCGACAAUCACGUAUCGACCAACGGCAAUAGCAACAUCAACAUUAACACGAACAUUAAUGGGAACCCGGGAGGCAUCAGCUGCAAACCAUCGUCGAAAGUCGGAAUUGGUGGCGGUGCCUGCAAGCCAAAUGAGAGAAACGAUCACCUACGAAACGAGCACAAAAACCAGGAAGGAGUCGCUAACAGCAACGAGACAAACCCUGCCGCUGGAUGUCGUCCAAGGACAAGCAAGGAAGCCGUUCAUGAGAACGUCGUCUCCGACAGGAAGCUCGAUAGCGCGGAUCCUAUCUCGCAUGGCGACCCGAUAAAGCUCCCCGAAAAUCUGGAAACCUUGCCGCGAGCUGAACACUUUCCAACUCAGAGGCAUCGAUGGAACACCAACGAGGAAAUCGCCGCCAUCCUAAUCAGUUUUCAGAGGCAUGCCGAAUGGCAAAGUCGGGAGGUAAAAGUACGACCACGAAGUGGUUCAAUGUUACUGUACUCGAGGAAGAAAGUACGCUACCGGCGGGAUGGUUAUUGUUGGAAAAAAAGAAAAGAUGGAAAAACUACACGGGAGGAUCACAUGAAACUGAAGGUUCAGGGUGUCGAGUGCAUCUACGGCUGUUACGUGCACUCGGCGAUCCUUCCAACGUUUCAUCGCCGGUGUUACUGGCUACUGCAGAAUCCGGACGUGGUUCUCGUCCAUUAUCUGAAUGUCCCUUAUCCGGACGGUGAUGCGAAGCUGGCAGCCCUACCACCCUGUCUCGCACUGCCACCUGAUAAGAAGGAGUGGACGCGAGACGAGCUAGCAUCUCAAUUAAGGCCCAUGUUCCUCGGUGGAGAUGACGAUCCAAACAAUCCUCAUCUCACGCAGCACUCGAACCAUCCCGUCGACAUGAUAGUCUCUCAGCUGCUCGAUAGACAGAGGGCAUCCUCCACUUCUUCCACCAGCAGCACUCAACUUGCACCUAGGAGACUUACGCCCGACAAUCAGGUCUCUUCGACAACGGGAGGUCAACAACAAUCGACGACGGCGGCUCCGGCUCCCCGCGUAUAUUCAAGACAUUCCCAUUCUACUCAGAGUCAACAGCCGGCUCCUCUAGUUUUAAGUUUGCAACAAAUUCAAGGCGGUGGUGGUCUUCUGAUACUCAACAGUCAACCAUAUCAUCAUCAACAGCAACAGCAGCAACAGCAGCAGCAGCAGCAGCAACCGCAACAACAGCAACCGCAGCAACCGCAGCAGCAGCAGCAGCAACAGCAACAACAACAGCAGCAGCAAAGUCAGCAGGUAGAAAUGCAACAGGUCACAGAGCAACAAAUCGUACCGCAGACCAGCGUCGAUCGGGAACAGCAGACGCAGCAAGAAAUCGACGCACAGGAAAGUUUGGAUAGAUCUGCUGUACAGUCUCUACCAAUGGGCGGUUCUGGUUCCGAGGUGACCGAUUUUGCGGAGACGCUGGAUCUGAGUCAGGAAGAUAUUCAGAGAACACUGUCGGCCAACAUGGUGCCUCCGUCGCCGUCGCCUUCGCCGGCGGACAACAACAUGAUCAAUCCGAUGGAUUUUAUCGACUCGUCGGACGACGUGCUGGUCAAUCUGGACGCAUUCGACGUGUUCGGUGAUUUGCCGGAGCUGCACGACUUCGAGGCCGAGCAGACGAAGCACGAGGAACAGCGAGGUAGUUCCGAGAACGACGUCGGAUGUCAUCCUGGUACAACCGUCCAUAUUGCAGAAUAUAGUCCUGAGUGGAGUUACACCGAGGGUGGUGUAAAGGUAUUAGUUGCUGGUCCGUGGACCGGCGGUAGUGGUUCUCAGUCGUAUUCGGUACUUUUCGACGCGGAACCGGUCGAGGCGUGCCUCGUGCAACCAGGUGUAUUGCGUUGUCGAUGUCCCGCACACGCACCAGGAAUAGCGUCCCUCCAGGUGGCCUGUGACGGUUUCGUCGUGUCUGAUAGCGUUGCCUUCGAAUAUCGUAGAGCGCCGACAAGCGAACCUAGCCCAGAGAAAGCUCUGCUGGACCGUCUUGCGGAUGUCGAGGCCCGUCUGCAGGGUCCGGGUCCGCCGUCUCCUGCAGCUCAUCUGGAAGAGCGACUGGUUGCUUAUUGCCAGGAUGCUGUUGUCCGUCCUUGGCGAACUGGAGCAGAACCUCUUCAAUCCGGUGGGCCUACCCUUCUGCACCUGGCGGCCGGAUUGGGAUACUCCAGGUUAGCCUGUGCACUCCUUCACUGGAGAGCAGAAAAUCCUAGUAAUGUUUUAGACGCCGAGGUUGAUGCUCUUAGGCAGGACAGCGCCGGCCUUACGCCACUUGCUUGGGCAUGUGCGGCAGGGCACGCCGACACCGCCAGAAUUCUUUACAGAUGGAAUGCUAUGGCACUACGCGUGAGGGACUGUCAGAAUAGAAUGGCGACUGAGCUGGCCGCGGAGAACGGUCACACGGCGAUUGCCGAAGAACUGAAUCAACUCGAGACCCGAAGGCAAGACGAGAGGCUUUUCUUGCGACCCGCCAGCCCUAGCCCUAGGCGGCCAUCUCAAGACAGCGGUCUCGAUCUAGCGUUGUGUGGUUCGCCGCUGCUGGACAACAUGGAAUUGUUGCAAGAAGAUGAGUCGUCAUUAGGCCUCAGCGAACAGGGAAUGGAGAGCGCUCCGACCCCUCAAGAAACCGUAGGGGAAGAAGACGCGAGGGUGCUGACAUUGGCAGAGCAAAUUAUAGCGGCGCUACCGGAAAGGAUCAAGAGGGCGGAGGGUGAUUCUCCGUCUUCUUCCUCACCACCACCACUCACAGCGCCUCUGUCACCCUUAGAAGAUGCUCUCAUGGAACAAAUGCCUCUCGACUCCGGGGAACUGUUCGACUCGUAUCGUGACUGCAGUGGCGGCGCCGCUUCAGUCUCGGACGCCGAUGCCGACGCCAGUCCCUCGAGUCCCUCCAGCAGUUGUUUGACGCCAGAUUCGCCGUCUCCGCCGCCCAUCACCGCUGAAUUCUGCGACUUUCUGAAACUACAAUUGCAGCUCGACAGCAAUGGUAACGCUCACAGUGGUCAGUACUACUCGCCGAACGGCGGUGGCGAGCGCAAAUUGAACGGCAUGAUCGGUUCCGGAGCCAUGACGGCGAUCAGUGUCGGAAAUGGCGAUGGCAACGGUGAAGCGGAUCUCAGCAGAUUGACGCUGUCCGAUCGCGAACAGAGAGAACUUUAUCAUGCCGCUAGAAUGAUCCAGAAAGCAUACAGAAAUUACAAGGGUCGCCAGAGGCAGGAGGAGGCUGAAAGGCAUGCCGCCGUUCUAAUUCAACAGUACUAUCGUCGUCACAAACAGUACGCUUAUCACAGGCAAGCUACGAAGGCAGCGCUGGUAAUCCAGAACAACUAUCGAAAUUAUCGCUCGCGACCGGGCUCGGCCAGCACGAGGCAACAGGCGGUCCAUCAGCAGGCGGCUCAUCAGGCAGCGAGGAAGAUCCAACAAUUUAUGCGGCAGUCCAAGAUCAAGCUGCAGAACGCCAAGGCCGUCGCAAACGGGAGCGGGAGGCUGCCAGCGGUCAUUUUACGGGCGGCUGCUGUCCCCCAAAGCUCGCCCUCAUCUAGCCCAGGGGCCAGCCUAGUAGUCGCCAGCCCGGGGGUCACCUAGUUGACAGUCAGUCCAACGGCACGCGGAGCAGCGGCGACGACAAUUCGGUAGCGAAAUAACACAGCCGGUGACGAGAGCCGUUGGAACGAGGCCCCGGAGCGGCCGUCGUGACGCUCUGAGGGAGUAUGCGAGGUCGUUAACGACGACUACAACUAUUGCGAGAGGGUACCAGACGUACGACACGGAUGAUAUACGAUUUUGUUCUCUGCGUCUCUGAUUUGCGUACCCGAUGGUCGAUCAACGUCAAGUCUUACCUAUUCAAUCUUUUUUGUCCCUCACACCAUUAUUAAAUUAACACCGCGUCUCAAUUCUCAACCGCUCGUUCAUUUCGCUUGUAUCUUACGCUAUUAUCGCACUGUACGCGUCCCUGCAUCUUUCUCGAGCGAGUAUUGGAGUAGCAGUAAAUAGGCGAACCUAUCGUAAGUAGAUUUGCUAAAAAUCUAUACGAAAUCGAUCGACUGAAAAAGCUUGUAGAAUACAUUUCUCCUCUCUCGCUUAAAAUACAAAAUAUAUGUAUUCAGCGUAUCGUGUCUCUUCAAGAGUACGAGAUCCGUUUGGUCCGACAUAUACGUUGAUUCCUUGCUAUACAACAUCGCGACAACAUCGAAGUUGACGAGCCGUUCCCGUGAUAUUUUAUUAAAUCCUUGUAUGCACCGAGCUGAAUCGCACAAAAUUGUUGUCGCUUUCGUAGGUUCAAAUAGCUUGUGAAUUUGCCACCGGCAGAUUCUACGGGAAACCGCAGGUCCUUUCAAAACGAAAUAUUUCUUCUCUUUAUAAGUGUAGACAUGUGUUUUUCCUUUGAUGGUAUCGGUCGAUCGGAUUCGAGCCUUCUUUGAACGAAGAACAUAUAGACUGAUUAUAUAAAUUUUGAAAAUUGUAACA